CUUCGUAACUGAAGCUGUUCCACAAAGAAGAAAAAUAAUCCUCACAUUUAAAAUAAAGAAAUGGGAGUCCACGGUCUGUGGGACCUACUCGCUCCCGUCGGCCGCCGCGUCUCCGUUGAAACCCUCGCCGGAAAGAAGCUCGCAAUCGAUGCGAGUAUAUGGAUGGUACAGUUUAUGAAAGCAAUGAGGGACGAGAAAGGAGAAAUGGUGCGGAACGCACAUUUGUUAGGUUUUUUCCGAAGAAUUUGUAAGCUUUUGUAUUUAAGAUGUAAGCCUGUGUUUGUCUUCGACGGCGCUACUCCUGCUUUGAAACGCCGCACUGUAAUUGCUCGACGGAGACAGCGCGAGAAUGCUCAGGCGAAGAUUCGAAAAACCGCUGAGCAAUUAUUACUUAAUCAUCUCAAGUCGAUGAGGCUUAAAGAAUUGGCGAAGGAUCUUGCGAAUCAGAGGCAAACGCAGCAGGCUGAUGAUGAUGCUAAGGGAAAGAAGGUUUUAUCAGAGCAGAGCAAAAUAGAGAAUAGGGGUGAUAAAGUAGAGAGUUUUGAUCGGGAAGCUUUGGAUGAAAUGUUGGCGGCAUCUAUAGCAGCCGAGGAAGAGGGGCAUUUUAAUUAUAGUGCAUCAACCUCUGCUGGUAGGAAGGAAGAAGACAGUGAUGAAAGUGAAGAGAUCAUAUUGCCAGCAAUGGAUGGUAAUGUUGAUCCCUCUGUCUUGGCGUCUUUGCCUCCGUCCAUGCAACAUGAUAUUCUGAUGAGCGAGAGGUUAAUAGGGGAAAAGAAAAGGCAUAAUCAAGAAGUUAUUAAGCAGAAUAAGGAUCACAUGAGUAAUGCAGAGGUCACGGAGGUUUUAAUAGAUCUGACAGACACAGAAAGGAGUGAUUUAAAGCAGGACGAUUUGGUGGCAAAGAAUAACCAGGAAAAGCUAGAUGAAAUGUUGGCAGCAUCUAUUGUGGCUGAACAAGAAGAGAGACUAACUAAGACAGCAUCAACUUCUGCUGCUGCAAUCCUUUCUGAGGAGGAAGGAAAUGAUGAAGAUGAAGAAAUGAUACUCCCAGCAAUGUUUGGGAAAGUUGACCCUGCUGUCUUAGCAGCUCUGCCACCCUCAAUGCAACUUGAUCUUCUUGUCCAGAUGAGAGAGAGGUUGAUGGCUGAAAAUAGACAAAAGUAUCAAAAAGUCAAGAAGGCACCUGAGAAAUUUUCUGAGUUACAAAUAGAGGCUUAUCUUAAAACUGUUGCUUUCCGCCGGGAAAUAGAUCAAGUGCAGAAAGCUGCUGCUGGCAAUGGCGUAGGUGGUGUUCAGUCUUCACGAAUAGCUUCAGAAGCCAAUAGAGAGUUUAUCUUCUCUUCAUCUUUUACUGGAGACAAACAAUUGCUGGCAUCUAAUGGAGUGCAUAGAAAUGGAAAUAAGCAUCAGCAGACACCACUAAGGAAUCCUUUUUCAGAUUCUGCGAAUAGUGUUCCAUCUUCUAGUAAGUCCAAUGCUGUUAUAGGAUUUGUCCAAGAUGAAUCUAGAGGGGCAUUUGAUGAAGAUGUUGAGACAUAUUUGGAUGAAAGAGGCUGUAUUCGAGUAAGUAGAGUGAGAGCCAUGGGGAUGCGCAUGACACGUGAUUUGCAAAGGAACUUGGACUUGAUGAAAGAAGUUGAACAAGAAAGAACACAUGCAAAUAAGACAGCAAGUGUUCAACCUGAGCCGAACAGAGAUAAAACUGGAUCUCCAAAAGGCACUGCUAGUGAAAAUCUGCAGGCGAAAAGUUCCCAUGACAAAAAUGGUGAAUCUGUUAAGUCAGAUGAGAGAACCCAGCAGUUGGUUUUAGAAAAUAAGGGUUCUAUUCAGAUAUCUUUUGAAGUUGAUGACUGUUUUGACAAUGAUGAUGAUGUAUUUACUUCUUUAGUAGCUGCACAAUCUGUUAAUAUGCCUUCUGCUGACAAUGUUGCAUUAAGAGGGCAGAUUUCAGAUUCUUCUGAUGGUGAUUGGGAGGAAGGAGUUAUCGAUACAAGAGGUGACAGUGCUAUUAAUGAUUUGACGUUAGAAACUAAUCCCCAGCGUACAGAAAGCAUCAUUUCUGAUGAUAGUGAAGUGGAAUGGGAGGAUGGAGGCGGUGAUCAUGAAAAUUCCUUAUUUCCAUCUGAAUCUAGAAAGCCAGCUUCCAGAAGUUAUUUGGAGGAAGAGGCUGAUUUGCAAGAAGCAAUAAGGAGAAGUCUUGAGGAAUCUGGGGGUGAGAAAUUCAACACCACACCAUUGGAGCAUGAAGAUGAUACUGCUGGGUUUAUUCUUCCUGAGAAGGAUGUGACCCAACAAGAUAAAUUCUCUUCUGAAGUUUUUGCAACUAGAAAGAUGGACAGGGUGGGUCAAAGUGAUAUCGCACAGGUCUCAUCUUCUCUUUCACAGAGCCAGAUGAAGUUGUCUGAGAUGCAUGAUCCUGAUAAUAAAAGAAUCCUGACAAAUAAAUCAUAUGUAAAAGAUAUGAAAUCUAAUGAUGAACAGCCAAGUCAAGAUACAAGAGAAUUUCCAUCUGCAGAAUCAGCUGCUCCUUUGGAAGCAAAUGAGACCCAUGUGGCUGUGAAGCAAUCUUCAGACACUAAGAAUCGUGUUGGGGUUUCUCAUGUCCCCGAAGCAGCAUGUGGUUCCUUGCCUUGCGAAAUAUCGUCUGAAGACAAAGGAGACAAAGUAGAAGCAAAACCAUAUACGUCGGUCAACGAGGGGAAAAAUACAGAAUCAUCUUGUCAUUUAAUUGAGAUAACCAGCCCCUCCACAUCUAUUAUGGAGCCAUCCAUAGAUUCAACAAUUGGAACUGAUUGGGAACCCAACUUGGGUAGAGAAAGAAAUUCUGAUCAUCAAUAUAAUGAGGAGCAGGACAUGGAUAAAUUUGCAAGCAAUGAGAAUCUACAGGCUGAUUUCUCAGAGACCACUUUGCAGGAGGAAAUUCUGAUUCUUGAUCAAGAAAGUAGGAACCUAGGAUCUGAACAAAAGAAGCUUGAACGCAAUGCUGAAUCAGUUAGCAGUGAGAUGUUUGCAGAAUGUCAGGAACUCUUGCAGAUGUUUGGCUUACCAUAUAUCAUAGCGCCAAUGGAAGCAGAGGCUCAAUGUGCCUACAUGGAACUUGUAAAUCUUGUUGAUGGUGUUGUGACUGAUGACUCUGAUGUGCUUUUAUUUGGGGCUAGCAAUGUAUAUAAGAAUAUUUUUGAUGACCGCAAAUACGUGGAGACAUACUUCAUGAAGGAUAUUGAAAAAGAGCUAGGCUUAACCAGAGAAAAAUUAAUUCGCAUGGCGCUACUUCUGGGAAGUGAUUAUACUGAGGGCAUAAGUGGGAUUGGCAUAGUUAAUGCGAUUGAGGUCGUGAAUGCAUUCCCAGAAGGCAAUGGACUUGAGAAAUUCCGGGAAUGGAUUGAAUCACCAGAUCCAACCAUUUUAAGGAAGUUUGACUUGAAAACAGAUGCCAGUAUGAUGAAGAAAGGCGACCCUAGUUCUGGAACUAGCAAUAGCAGAGUUGAUUCAUUUAACCAGAACAUAUCAGAAGCUCACAAGGAGGAAGAUUCUGCAGAUCGCAUUCAUGAUACGAGGCAGAUUUUCAUGGAUAAACAUAGAAAUGUGAGCAAGAACUGGCAUGUUCCUUCUUCUUUCCCAAGUGAAGCUGUUAUUUCUGCAUAUUUGUGUCCACAAGUGGACAAAUCAACUGAGCCUUUCACAUGGGGAAAGCCAGAUCUUAAUGUUCUUCGUCGAUUAUGCUGGGAAAAGUUUGCAUGGGGCUUGCAAAAAUCAGAUGAGUUGCUGUUACCUGUUCUGAAAGAGUACAAUAAACAUGAGACUCAACUUCGGCUGGAAGCAUUUUACACCUUUAAUGAGAGAUUUGCGAAAAUUCGAAGUAAGAGGAUAGAAAAAGCACUCAAAGGGAUCAAAGGAAAUCAAUGUUCAGAGUUGAUGGACGAUGAUGUGAAAAAAAAUACUCCUGAAAAGGAGAAAACAACAAUUACGGCUUCAAAGAGGGCAAAGGGGGGUGUUUCAAGCAAGAAGACCAAAUCUGCAGGAGUAGCUACUGCUAAGGGAUCUAGGAAAAGAGUUGGUAGAGAACCUGUUUUGACUGAAGUGGAUAAUUCAGGACAGAAAUCACAAUGCAAAGAUGGAAGAGGGAAAAGAAGAGGGAGAAGCGUUGGAAAGAGGGAAGGAAGGGGAAAGAAAAGGGGAAUUGAGCACUCUGAUUCCAGUGAGGAUCAUGUCACUGAUGGUUACGAUGAGCUAGAAGUUUGUGUUGAAAAGUCAAAAGGGCCACAAGAAGUUCGAAGGUCAGCACGCUCUAGGAAGCCCGCAAGUUACACCGAGGAUGACUUGGAAACUGAUGUGGACAGAACAGUAGAUGUACGGUGUAACAAAGAGGCAGUAGAACCGGGCCUAUUUGGAGUCGUAGCAAGUAGAGAUGCCAGUACUAGCCACAGUGUUGAGGAACAGCUCAAAGUGGAAGAUAAUUUACCGGGAUACCUCUUUAAAGACUAUCUUGAAAGAGGGAAGGAGGGUUUAUCUAACAAUGAUGUUAUUGGUGAAGCUGGUGUGAACCCAAAUAACAAUCCAACUGAAGUUGGUGUCUCUCAAGAUUACUUUAAAAUGGGAGGGGGGUUUUGCAUAGAGGAAAGUGAGACAGAUCCCGACCAAAAUGCUGCUUAUAGCCCAUCUAUGCAUCAUGUCUGGGAAACACCCGAUUCUUCCAAACUCUUGGGAGAUACGGAAGAAGCUGACAGAUGUAAGGGCUCAGAUCCAUCAGUUUCUAGUGCCAAAAGAACAUUCAGUGAUACCCAACAUGAUAGCGAGCCGGCUAUGGAUUUCAUAAAUGCUGGGGACAGUGGUGAUCAUCUCAAAGUCAGUUCGUCUCUGCCAGAAAGCACGGACAGUAAAACUGGCGGAUUUAGGCUCAGUGCAAUGCCUUUCUUAAAAAGAAAACGGAGGAAGAACUGAAAACCUGUUGUAUUUCUCUAAUUAUAUUAAAUGAUUGAUAAUUUGUAGACGGCAUCGUUAUAUAUGUAUGGAUGAUAGCUAAGAUAAAAGCAAAUAUUACUUAUAAACUAUAAUCAACGUGUAAAGUUUAUAUUA
Molecule: messenger RNA, 5076 nt
Organism: Mercurialis annua (annual mercury)
Lineage: Eukaryota; Viridiplantae; Streptophyta; Magnoliopsida; Malpighiales; Euphorbiaceae
Product: DNA repair protein UVH3
Exons: 19
Coding region: 61-4941 (1626 amino acids)
Biological process (GO): nucleotide-excision repair
Cellular component (GO): nucleus
Molecular function (GO): DNA endonuclease activity; single-stranded DNA binding
Source: RefSeq, a predicted model, not a curated record